This is a messenger RNA of Engraulis encrasicolus (European anchovy), 1047 nucleotides long. Its product is annotated as mucosal pentraxin-like. The coding region runs from base 15 to 701 and encodes 228 amino acids. Lineage: Eukaryota; Metazoa; Chordata; Actinopteri; Clupeiformes; Engraulidae. The record is from RefSeq and is a predicted model, not a curated record. The transcript has 3 exons.
AGCCUUCUUGAAGGAUGAAACUCUUCAUAAUGACCCUGCUAUUCACAGCCUGCCAGGCUACUCCAAUGGAUCUAUCAGGUAAAAUGUUCGUCUUUCCUGUGGAGUCUGCAACUGCUCGUGUUCAGCUCCUGCCAACAGGAAGUAACUUUGCAUCAGUGACAGUCUGCUUAAGGUACAUCACUGAUCUCACACGCAACUAUGGCCUCUUCUCCAUGGCAAGCAGAUCUAGUCACAACGACUUCUUGAUCUUUAAAACAUCGGCGGCUGGACGCUUUGACGUGUAUACCCGCGGUCAGACUGCUACAUUUGACGGCAUCUCCAGUGAGCAGAACACCUGGUACUCCAUAUGCAGCACCUGGGACGGCAACUCCAGGCUGGUCCAGCUCUGGUCCAACGGGUCCCCCAGCACCAAGAAGGCCGGUUUCCAAGGAACUCUGGACAGAGAGCCAUUCAUUGUUCUGGGCCAGGAGCAGGACUCUGUGGGUGGGAACUUUGACGCUGGUCAGUCAUUUGUGGGGAUGAUCACUGAUGUCCACAUGUGUAAUUACGUGCUCUCUCCGUGUGAGAUCCAGGCCUUUACCAAUGAUCUCAAUUUCACCCCUGGAAAUGUGAUCAACUGGAGGGCCCUUGAGUUCAUCAGCACUGGCACUGUUGUACUAGACAACAAUCAGCUAACUGGCUGCUACAGGGGUCAGUCUUGAUCCACUGAUUAGAGAUCUGCUAUGUUGAAAUGAUGGGACCUGUUUUGUAAAUAAAAUCACUGUAAGAUAUUGUAGCUGUAUGGUAGGAGAUUCUGUAUGUUCACCAUAAGUAGAGUGGGGUUUCAUAAGUGGAAAACCAUGACAUUAUGCACUCGUACCAGCCAAUGGCUGUUAGGAAAUGACUGUACUUGAUUAGUUAUUACAUACCUUCAAAGAACAGGGAUGUGGUCUAAACACUUUUUAUCUCAAAUAAUCUUUUAACUUCCCUUUUUUACUUUGACAUAUUGUAUCUCCUGAUAGACUGUGGAAGUGUUCUGACUGUGGAGAUAUCCUGAUUGAAGACUUU